AUGCAGUUAGCCAAGAAUUUAUUUCAGAACAUGUCGAUGUUUGACCCCACUGCUAAGACUGAUCGUCAGCCUCCUCCAAUGCCCGACACCGUCGGUGUGGAGUAUCCGAGAGCUGCUAGUUGGGCAUCGGGCUCGUGUGCUGCUGUUUUGAAAGACGAAAAAGGGUGCCAGCUUUUCCGUUGUUUCCUAUACGAAGCGUUAGCUGAAGAGAAUCUUUCGUUUGUGGAAGCUGUGGAUAAACUCAAAAAAAUGAAGAACACCGAUGAGAAGAAGACAUACGCCAAGGAGAUUGUGCAGCUCUACUCACCUUAUAUUAACCUGAGCAGCGGCGCAAUGAAGUCGCUGAAAGAUGCUGUGGAGUCCGAGAAUGUAGAUGCCGAAGGUUUUGCUGCAGCUGUGAAAGAGGUUGGCCGUCAUCACUUCCGUCUUUUCUUGCGUGGUAUCCACGCCGAAGAAAACUUGCGAUUCUGGGAAGCCGUAGUGGAAUUCCGUGGACAAAAGAAUAAGAGCCCAGCACAACUGACUGCUGGUAAAACCUGUCUAAACACUUUUCUAGCGGAAGGUGCCAAUAACGAGGUAAGAAAGACUUGGGAGUGUUUUGUCAAAAAUCAAAACCUGGUUGAAAUGUGCUUAUGGGUUAACGGUAGAUUGAAUAAAUGUUGA
Messenger RNA from Cylicostephanus goldi, 663 nucleotides. The record is from the annotation of a GenBank genome assembly. NCBI's taxonomy places the organism in Eukaryota, Metazoa, Nematoda, Chromadorea, Rhabditida, Strongylidae.